Molecule: messenger RNA, 1278 nt
Organism: Cotesia glomerata
Lineage: Eukaryota; Metazoa; Arthropoda; Insecta; Hymenoptera; Braconidae
Product: L-aminoadipate-semialdehyde dehydrogenase-phosphopantetheinyl transferase
Exons: 2
Coding region: 121-996 (291 amino acids)
Cellular component (GO): cytosol
Molecular function (GO): holo-[acyl-carrier-protein] synthase activity; magnesium ion binding
Source: RefSeq, a predicted model, not a curated record
AUGAAUACGAAUGCAAUUCUCCAUUAUUCGAUCGUGCCCAAAUCCAUGCGACAUCGUAUAUGAAAGACCGUGAACCUCACCAAGCCAGACUUUACGGUAAACUUACCUAACCCAAAAAAAAUGUCAACAAGUAUAAGAUGGUCCUUCAACUGGGGGACCUGGAGUCCGUCUCCGCAGCAGUUCCGUCACGCAAUAUCUUUAAUCCAGCCUGAAGAGAAGCUUCGGCUGGGCAGAUUCGUCUUCCGCAAAGACGUCCGGGCCUCUUUGGCCGGACGUUUGCUGAUGAGGAAGUUUGUAAGCGAAAGUCUUAAAGUUCCUUAUCACCUUGUGAAGCUUUUCCGUGACGAGAACAACAGGCCUAGUGUAGAAAAUGACAGGCUGCUGUUCAAUGUCUCUCACCAGGGUUCCUAUACAGUGCUAGCAGGUGAGAAGGUCACUGUUGGCACUGUUGAUGCCAAGAAUCUCAAGUUAGGGAUUGAUAUCAUGAAGCUGGAGUACACUGGAGGGAAGAAAAUCCAAGAGUUCUUCAGGAUAAUGGACAGGAACUUCUCGGUUCGCGAAUGGAAGGAAAUCCGUAGUGAGAAGAGUGAAAAGGAACAGGUUGAUAUGUUCUGUAGGCACUGGGCUUUGAAGGAAAGCUAUGUUAAGGCAAUUGGAACUGGCCUGGUUGAGAAUUUGCAGGAACUUGAUUUUGCUACUAAGUCUAAGUUGGAAGAAAAAGAUGUUGUUUGUGAUACGGUGCUUUAUAAUAAUGGAACAGAAACUUCUUGGAAGUUUGAAGAGACUGUUAUUGAUGGUCAUUGUGUUGCUGUUGCAAUUUCUAAGGAACUUGCGGAACUUAAAGGAACUGAUGGAACAGGUGGAACAUUUGGAACAAGGAACAACCCAAUGUUCCAGGAACUAACAUACGAAAAUUUAAUAUCGGGAGCGCAAGCGCUAGAUAAAGAAGACGAGAAAUAUUGUGACGAUUAUUUUUUAAAAAGUGAAAGACCUUAAGGAGAUCCAAGUUAGCCUUCUAGUGUAAAGAAUGGGCACAUUUAUAAGUCCACCCCUCUAGCACGUCUACCGUAACUAACUAUACUACUAGACAGCCCAGUUGCAAGUAUACCAGUUAGUUCCCUAUCAAUAUUUAAGUCAACCAAUCAGAAAAUCUACCCGUAAAUAACCUAAUCGCGAAACAACUCUAUCAGAUUGAAACUCUACCAUGUGUCAAACUAUACCAUAACAAUCUCUAUCAUUAAUAUUUCUACCAAAAUUAAUGUCAACCAUAUAAAAGCC